AUGGGGGCGACGGUCCGCCGCCCGAUCCGGCGCCGGUGCCUCCCGGCCGACGGGAUGACCUUCCUGUACGCGGCGCUGCCGGAACACCGGCAGGAGGCCCUGGCCGAGCUAGACGAACGUCCUGGCGCGUGGGCCGUCGAGCCCUGGCCCAUCUCACUGGAAGCGGUUCGCAGCGUCGCGGCGUCGCUGCGUCGCGGCGGCUAUCGCUCCGCCCAGAACUACUUCGACGCGGCGGUGGCCUAUCAGGAGCGGUUCCGGGAACAGGCGGUCGACCCGCUGCUCAAGAAGGCGAUGCGGCGUUACACCCGGGCGGUCCUCCGGGGCCUACCCGGCAGCCGGCUCAAGGCAGUGUUCCCGGUGGACCGGCUGACCACCCUGGUGACGAUCAGCGACGUCCCGGCCGCUCGGGCGUGGUCGCCGUGGACGUCGGCGCACGCCGCGGAUGCCCUCCUCCUGGCGGCUUGGUUUAUGCUUCGUGAGAUUGAGUUCGUGGCGGCACGGACACAGGACCUUGAGGCGGCCGGCGGCACCGUCACCCUCCGGGUACCCUUGCACAAGGCGGCCACCGGCGGCCAGACAGAGCUGACCAUGCGCCAGCUCAGGCGCGCCUGUCGUGCGUCGGUGUCGCCGCUGUGCCCCUACCACGCGGCGGUCAGGCACACGGACCGCCUCAAGGCGGCGGGGCUUUGGUUCAGGGAUCGGCCGCUCUUCCCGGACAGUUCCGGCGCUACUUGGGAGAAGUCGUCGGCCAUCCUUCUCUUUCGUCGGGUCCUGGUGGCCGCCGGCAUACAGACCACUUCGGUCGACCACACCGGCGCGCCGGUCCAGCUAUUCGGCGGACAUCUGGCCAGGGUGGCCGGGGCGUCGUGGCUGGCGUCCAAAGGCGUGCCCGCCCCUGUCAUCCAACUACUGGGGCCGUGGUCCUCGGCCGCAGUCGAACGAUACAUUCAGGCAGCACCCCUGGCGAUGGCCCCGGACGUGCCGCACCGGGUGCUGCACCAGGCGACGGGGUGCCCGCCACCGACACUGGAGAUUGGCUCGGCGGUGGCGCAGGCCCCGGCGGCCUCAACCCAGCAGGCGCCGCCCCUCAUGGACAUCGACCGGACCGGGAACACUGGGGUCCCCCGGCAGGACUCGUCACCGGCGGAGUUUUCACCCGCGGUCGACUUCGUCCCGGAGCCCACGCCCGACCCGGCGGCCCUGACAGCCGCGACGGGGACGGCGCCCGAGCACUAUAUCUACAACGCCAAGGCGCUGAGAGUGCACGCGGCUGACCCGGCUGAGGCCUCGGCUGACAGGUUCCUCUGGAAAACCAAGGGGUGCUCCUGGCCGUACGGCGUUCGGGCCUUUUACCGCAUCACCGACAAGCCGGCGGAUGCGGCGUGGUGUUUGCGCUGCUUCCCCCAGUUUCGGGACAAGCCGGCGCCGGGCUCGCCCACCGAAGAGGCGGAGUCACCGGUUGCAUCUAGCUCUGCCUCCGCGGACUCGUCGGAGUCGUCGGAAUGA
Messenger RNA from Symbiodinium necroappetens, 1506 nucleotides. The record is from the annotation of a GenBank genome assembly. Lineage: Eukaryota; Dinophyceae; Suessiales; Symbiodiniaceae.